AUGAACAACCAUGGGAUUCUGUCACUGCUGGAUGAAGAGUGCCUUCGAAGCGGGAACGUAACCGACGACACAUUCCUCCUGAAGCUUACCCAAAUCUGUGCCGGACAUCCGAACUUCGAAUCCCGGGGGAUGAAGAACUUCCUCGCAGACGACUCCCUCCCGAAGAACUGCUUCCGAGUGCGACAUUUUGCCGGGAAUGUGAUAUACAGCGUUCGGGGAUUCAUAGAGAAGAACUCGGACGUUCUAGCUCGUGACAUCUCUACUGCCAUGUUUAGGUGCUCUCAUCCACUUCUACAGGUGCUCUUUCCCGAAGGAAAUCCAAAGAGGACUCAUUUGAAGAGAGCGGCGACGGCAGGGACUCAGUUUCGUAUCGGCGUGGCCGCAUUGGUGAGGACUCUGCGAGGCAAGACUGCCCGGCACGUCCGCUGCAUCAAGACCAACGAAUUUCGACAACCCAGAAAAUUCGACAAUGCCCUCGUCCAACAUCAAGUUCGCUACAUGGGGCUGGUGGAACUGACAAGGCUGAAGAGGCAAGGCUACGCACUGCGGAUGACUUACGAGGCUUUUCUGGCGCGGUAUCGCCUCCUCUCGGUGCAUACAUGGCCCCGAUGGAGGGAAGGAUGCGCCCAGGAGGGUACCAUGUGUCUCCUCAGGGAUCUCCUCGUCUCCCCGUCCGAUUUCGCCUACGGCAGGACCAAGGUCUUCAUCAGGAGCCCCCGAACCGUCUGUGAUUUGGAGGAGUUUCGGUCCGAGAGGAUGUACGACUUGGCGACUGUGAUCCAGAAGGUGUGGCGGGGUUGGCGACACCGAAACUGGUUGCGACAAGCCAGAUGGAGUCAGACUGUGAUAGCACGGGCUUGGAGGAAGUGGCGCCGCCGUCGGCGCAUGAGAGAAGUCCAUUGGAGGCACAGAGCUCAGUGGGCCGCCGUCGCAAUUCAGCGCUGCUACUUCUCUUGGAAGAAGCGGCAAUGGCUGCUGCGACUGGCUAACCGUCUUCCGCCGAUGUCACCACUGAACCGAGAUUGGCCGUCUUGUCCUCGGCGUUGUUCCGAUGCAUCCCUCAUCCUUAGGAGGCUUUAUCACAAGUGGCGGUGUCACGUGUAUCGACUCCGAUUCGACCAGACGGCGAGAAACAGGAUGAGAGAGAAAGUCACGGCGAGUAUCCUCUUCAAGGACAGAAAAGCUUCCUAUAUACGGAGCGUCGGACAUCCCUUCCUGGGCGAUUACGUUCGCCUUCGACAGAAUGCACAGUGGAAGAAGAUGUCCUCGGACACCAACGACCAAUACGUGGUUUUCGCCGACAUCAUUAACAAGAUCAACCGGUCCAGCGGACGGUUUGUCCCAGUGCUCUUUGUACUGUCGACGAGCGCCAUGUUGAUCCUGGACCAGAGAACGAUGCAGGUGAAGUAUCGUGUUCCGGCUGGGGAUAUCUACCGGCUUUCUCUCUCCCCCUUCUUCGAUGACAUUGCUGUCUUCCAUGUGAAACCACCGAGUCCAUCAUCCGAUACGUCGAAUGCAUUGAUGUCGUGUGGACCGUCGAGCCAUGGGAUGGGACCAGGAAGUCAUCCGGCUGCCGGUCCCGGCUGCCUCUUCCUUCCUUCGGACAUCUCCAGGAAGAAAGGAGACUUCGUCUUCCAAACGGGGCACGUGAUCGAGAUCGUCACCAAGCUAUUUCUCGUCAUCCAGAAUGCCACUGGGAAGCCUCCCGAGAUCAAUCUCAGCACAGACAAAAGACAUGAAGCCAUCUUCCUCCUCGCUCCACCUCGGUUCACCGUCGAUACAUCCAAACGAUCCACUAGCAAGUCGAGAAAUCGAGUGGCUAAUGGUGCUUUGGAGAUUCCUCUCGCCGAACGGGAACAUCGGCCACAUUGCUGGCCUCGGGAGCAGCACAUAACCAUGCUCCGGACACGACAGCUAUCAAGAUCAACAAAUGUCGUCUCCAUGAAGCAACGAGCAGCCAAGACGUGUGACAAGUCAGGUGUUAUCUACUGGCAAGCCAUGAUGCAUUUGGAUGGCGAUGCUCCCGCCGCGGCCUCGGGGCUUCCCGACCAUUACUCGACCGCGUUCGGUCGAGAGAACGGGAGGAAGCAGACAGAGGCCGAAGGAAAGACGUCGACGUUUGGAUCACUCGUGCAGCCGAGAACGAAGCCCGAGUACCGGACCGUGGGAGGACUUCCAUCGAUUGCCAUCCCCGUCGCUGCGUCCUCGGAGAAGCAUCGCCUGCCUUGCGUUCGAACGAGUCGAGAAGGGGAGAUGACUGGAGGAAAACGGAAAAAGCCUGGCCAUCCGCAUUUCUCAAUCGCAUUUAACUUCAUGUGCUCCAUGCGCAUCCCACGGUACUGGGGAAUUGCAUGUGCCGUGUGA
This is a messenger RNA of Darwinula stevensoni, 2364 nucleotides long. Lineage: Eukaryota; Metazoa; Arthropoda; Ostracoda; Podocopida; Darwinulidae. The record is from the annotation of a GenBank genome assembly.